Messenger RNA from Salmo salar (Atlantic salmon), 1110 nucleotides. Its product is annotated as mRNA turnover protein 4 homolog. Gene Ontology annotation, molecular function: RNA binding. Gene Ontology annotation, biological process: ribosomal large subunit assembly; nuclear-transcribed mRNA catabolic process; ribosomal large subunit biogenesis. Lineage: Eukaryota; Metazoa; Chordata; Actinopteri; Salmoniformes; Salmonidae. Gene Ontology annotation, cellular component: nucleolus; preribosome, large subunit precursor. The record is from RefSeq and is a predicted model, not a curated record.
UCAUGUAUUUAUAUGAUCAAAGUCAAUAUUUUAUUUCAAGUCAAUUACGUAGCAGAAAAUGAGCUCGGGAAAUGCAAUAAUUCCUUUUUUGUAGGCAUAUUUUGGACCGCUAUAUUGAACAGACAGAAACACGUGGGGUCCUUUUCCUCGAUAGGUCUACACAACGUGAGAACCAUGCCGAAGUCAAAGAGAGACAAGAAAGUUUCACUAACAAAAACAGCCAAGAAGGGUCUGGAAACUAAACAGAACUUAAUAGAAGAGUUGCGGAAAUGUGUGGACAUUUACAAGCAUCUGUUCAUCUUCUCUGUGGCAAACAUGAGGAACAACAAACUGAAAGACAUCAGGACAGCCUGGAAACACAGUCGAUUCUUUUUUGGCAAAAACAAAGUAAUGAUGAUCGCUAUAGGUAAAGGACCAACAAGCGAGUACAAAGACAAUUUGUACAAGGUCAGCCGGUUUCUGAGGGGAGAAGUGGGUGUGUUAUUCACAAAUAAAACCAAGGAAGAGGUACAAGAGUAUUUCAGCCAGUUCAAAGAGAUGAAUUUUGCACGAGCGGGAAACAAGGCAGGGAUGGCCAUAACACUUGAUGAAGGACCCCUGGAACAGUUCCCUCACUCCAUGGAGCCACAGCUGAGACAGUUGGGACUCCCCACAGCACUCAAGAAAGGAGUGGUGACACUACUGAAAGACCAUGACGUGUGCAAAGAGGGAGACACACUAACCCCUGAACAGGCCCGUAUUCUGAAACUCUUUGGGAUUGAGAUGGCAGAAUUCAGAGUGCAGAUCAAGUGCAUGUGGAACUCUGAAACGAGCGACUUUGAGAAGCUGGCUGAGGAAGAAGAGGAAGAGGCCAUGCAGGAUAAUGACAAAGAGGAAGAAGAAGGGGAUGGGAAAUGAACCUGGAUAGACCAAUGGACUUCUCAGACCUUGGGAUUUUAAUACUGUGUGACCUGUAUGUUUUAAGUGUUCAAGUGUUUCCUUUUGCCUAUGAAAUGCUAGAUUUCUGAGGCACAAAUUCACUGGUAUGUUACCCAUUGAAUCUUGUGUACAUACGUUUUGUGCUUUAUACAUCUUUUGUCGUCCACUCAAAUACAACAGUACAAUCUAAAA